This is a messenger RNA of Puma concolor (puma), 1758 nucleotides long. The record is from RefSeq and is a predicted model, not a curated record. NCBI's taxonomy places the organism in Eukaryota, Metazoa, Chordata, Mammalia, Carnivora, Felidae.
CUCGCGGGUCGCAUUUCUGGCCAUCUCCCCUGGAGACAAGCGUUGUGGAGUCGCUAGCCGGCGGUGCUAGUUAGGGUCUCCGGUGACCCGGACCGCGGUAGCGGCACCGCGGGCGGGAUGUUCCGGAGUUUGAGCAGUUGGUUUGGCUUGGAGCAGCCGGCGGCGGGUGGCCGGCAAUCUGAGGGAGACAGGCAGCUGGAGGGAGACGCUCCACCCCAGAACUGCUCCGAAGCGGUGACCGAGUCGGUGGAUGGGGAGCCGCAGCAAGCGGGGGACCAGGAACUCCUUCACCAGGCGAAAGGCCUCGGCAACUAUCUAUUUAGCUUUGCAACUGCUGCUACAAAAAAGAUAACUGAAUCAGUUGCUGAAACAGCACAAACAAUAAAGAAAUCAGUAGAAGAAGGAAAGAUAGAUGACAUCAUUGAUAAGACCAUUAUAGGAGAUUUUCAGAAGGAACAGAAAAAAUUUGUUGAGGAACAGCAUACCAAAAAGUCAGAAGCAGCAGUGCCCCCAUGGGUUGAUAGUAAUGAUGAAGAAACAAUUCAACAGCAAAUCUUGGCCUUAUCUGCUGACAAGAGGAAUUUCCUUCGUGAUCCUCCAGCUGGAGUGCAGUUUAAUUUUGACUUUGAUCAGAUGUACCCUGUUGCCCUGAUCAUGCUCCAAGAGGACGAGCUGCUGAGUAGGAUGAGAUUUGCCCUUGUUCCUAAACUCGUGAGGGAAGAAGUGUUUUGGAGGAACUACUUUUACCGCGUGUCCCUGAUAAAGCAGUCAGCCCAGCUCACCGCCCUGGCCGCCCAGCAGCAGGCUGCCGGGAAGGAGGAGAAGAGCCACGGCAGAGACGAAGACUUGCCAAUGACAGAGGCAGUACGGCCCAAAACACCGCCUGUCGUAAUCAAAUCUCAGCUUAAAACUCAAGAGGAUGAAGAGGAGAUUUCUACCAGCCCAGGGGUUUCUGAGUUUGUCAGCGAUGCCUUUGAUAGCUGUAACUUAAAUCAGGAGGAUCUAAGGAAGGAAAUGGAGCAACUGGUUCUUGACAAAAAAGAGGAGGAGACAGCCGUAGUAGAAGAGGAGUCUGCAGAUUGGGAAAAAGAACUACAACAGGAAUUGCAAGAAUAUGAAGUGGUGACAGAAUCAGAGAAACGAGAUGAAAACUGGGAUAAGGAAAUAGAGAAAAUGCUGCAGGAGGAAAAUUAGCUCUUUCCUGAAAUAAAAGAAUAAUCCUUAACAUUCUAUUAACUGACAUUAAAUUCUAGAUGAUGACGUUCGCUGAAUUAGAAGGCAGAGAAGAUUGGUAUAACUUUAUGAAAUUCAAAAUUAUUCUUUUUUCAAGCUGAAACUUGCCUUUUCUGCUUUUAAAAAAAAACAUAGGACAGUUAUUCUAAUAUUCAAAAAGAGAUGUUUUAUGUAAUAUUUCUUUAAUAUAAAUCUAGUUAGAGAUGUUCAUGUAGUCAGGAUGGUAUCUUUGCCACAGAAACGCUUUUCUGUGAGGUCAGAAUUAUAAUUUAUUCUUCAAUUGUGGUUUUCUAAACAUUUGUACUUCUUGUUGCAUUUUCAUUGCUACAUACAUGUACAGUAUGUUACAGUACUUAAUGGAUUGAUAACUAUCAAAAUGACCAAAUUGUACCAAAGAACUUAAAAAGAAGCACUUUCAAGACUAUUUUCUUGCUAGAUAUUUUCUAAAAUUCCAUCUAGAAACCUAAGGAUAAGAUAAUUGUUAAUUUUAAUGGUAUAAACAUCACACAAUUUGACAUUGAGAAA